Molecule: messenger RNA, 1776 nt
Organism: Phalaenopsis equestris
Lineage: Eukaryota; Viridiplantae; Streptophyta; Magnoliopsida; Asparagales; Orchidaceae
Product: elongation factor 1-alpha-like
Exons: 3
Coding region: 114-1457 (447 amino acids)
Biological process (GO): translational elongation; translation
Molecular function (GO): GTP binding; translation elongation factor activity; GTPase activity
Source: RefSeq, a predicted model, not a curated record
CUUCCGAUGCCCCUAGGGUUCCUCCUCAACAACCGCCGACCCUGAGCAGCUGCCAGAGAGAAAAAAUUCUUCAGCUGUUGCUCACUCUGCAAUCGCGUUUAAGAAGAUAAGCUAUGGGAAAGGAGAAGGUUCACAUCAGCAUUGUGGUUAUCGGUCAUGUUGAUUCCGGAAAAUCAACCACCACCGGUCACCUCAUAUACAAGCUUGGUGGUAUUGAUAAGCGAGUUAUCGAGCGGUUCGAGAAGGAAGCGGCUGAGAUGAACAAGAGGUCAUUCAAGUAUGCAUGGGUGCUUGACAAACUCAAGGCCGAGCGCGAGCGUGGUAUCACUAUUGACAUUGCCUUGUGGAAGUUCGAGACCACAAAAUACUAUUGUACUGUCAUCGAUGCUCCCGGCCAUCGUGAUUUUAUCAAAAAUAUGAUCACUGGAACUUCUCAGGCAGAUUGUGCUGUGUUGAUCAUUGAUUCCACUACUGGAGGUUUUGAAGCCGGUAUUUCCAAGGAUGGCCAGACACGUGAGCAUGCCCUUCUUGCUUUCACCCUUGGUGUGAAGCAGAUGAUUUGCUGUUGCAACAAGAUGGAUGCCACCACGCCAAAGUAUUCUAAGGCGAGGUAUGAUGAAAUUGUGAAGGAGGUUUCGUCCUACUUGAAGAAGGUGGGUUACAAUCCUGAGAAAAUCCCCUUUGUGCCAAUAUCUGGAUUUGAAGGCGACAAUAUGAUUGAGAGAUCUAGCAACCUUGACUGGUACAAGGGUCCAACUCUGCUUGAAGCCCUCGACUUGAUUCAAGAACCGAAGCGUCCUUCGGACAAGCCCCUUCGUCUUCCUCUCCAGGAUGUCUACAAGAUUGGAGGCAUUGGAACUGUUCCCGUGGGAAGAGUUGAGACGGGAAUCCUCAAACCCGGAAUUGUGGUGACAUUUGGACCUACUGGCCUGACAACUGAAGUCAAGUCUGUUGAGAUGCAUCACGAGGCUCUUCAGGAAGCCCUUCCUGGGGACAAUGUUGGCUUUAAUGUCAAGAAUGUUGCUGUUAAGGACUUGAAGCGUGGAUUUGUGGCCUCAAACUCCAAGGAUGAUCCAGCAAAGGAAGCUGCAAAUUUUACUUCGCAGGUCAUCAUUAUGAAUCAUCCAGGCCAGAUUGGCAAUGGCUACGCUCCUGUUCUAGACUGUCACACCUCCCACAUUGCUGUUAAGUUUUCUGAGAUAUUGACGAAGAUUGACAGGCGCUCUGGUAAGGAGCUUGAGAAGGAGCCUAAGUUCCUGAAAAAUGGGGAUGCUGGAUUUGUGAAGAUGAUUCCUACAAAGCCCAUGGUUGUUGAGACAUUUUCUGAGUAUCCUCCGCUUGGGAGAUUUGCUGUUAGGGACAUGAGGCAGACUGUUGCUGUCGGAGUUAUAAAGAGUGUGGAGAAGAAGGAUCCAACUGGAGCCAAAGUUACCAAAUCUGCUGUGAAGAAGAAAUGAAGUGAGGACUGCUUCGUUUCAAUUGUGUUCGAGUCAUUUGUUGUUCGUGUCUGCAGGUUUUUAAUUAAUAAGUGUGAUUUGGUCGACUUGGCAUCUUGUGUUUGGAUGCAGAACUGGGUGCUUGACCGGAGGUGGCGCUGAAAAAUUUAUUUUGCUUGUUUUAUGUUUAAUUUAUUUUGCAUUGUUAAAGGUCUUUGAGUCUGUUGUUGAAGACAUUGUGUCGGAUUUUUCUUUUCCAUGGUUAUUUCUGAAGUGCAAUUUGAACUAAUAUGACGUUUGCGAAGCUUGGAUUGGUUUACAGCCUAAAUGUGCUCUUCAA